AGACCUAAAGUCACGUGCACUGUUUAACCAAUAAUCUCAAAGAGUGACACAUCUCUGGAGAAGUAGCCCGGCCUAGGUAAAUUAGAAAGGAAAGAACUACGUGAUCGUUAUAAUAACAAAAUUUGCCUAAUCAACAAACUAUACAAAAGGUAUUAAAAGUUUGUUAUUGAAGGAUUAAUGAAUCAGUAAGUUAUUACGAAAUUAUUAACUUUUUCCUUUCGCUUGUCCGUGAAUGUUCUAAUGUCCGGUUAUAAAAGAAGUUUAUUUAUGGUAACCUGGAUUAUUGAUAAGCUAGGAAUGUAGAGAGCAUCUUGUAAUAUUCGCUACAAAAUUCAAAAAUACACAAAUUUAGUGCCAAGGAAUUUUUGUCGAUACCUACCAUGUUUGAACGAUCCUUUUUUUUCCGAGCGCAAUGUAAACAUUGCCAGACGAUAACGAUAUGAAGUACAAUUAUUCCAAUUUGUUAUUAAAUGUGCUUAGCAAUCAUUUUAUAUGGUUGAUAAAGAGAAUUUCUUACUAUUUUCUAAGUAUUGUAGAGAAAUGAAUAACAACACAUAGCUAUAUCCUUUUAGGCACUAAAAAGCAUAACUUGUUUUUGGCCAACACUUUUUACAUUUGUAUAAAAAGACAUAAAGAAUAGUAGUUUGGGCGGGAUAAGCUUAUGAAGCGAAAUGAGAAAGAAAAUGGCUUAGAUUGUAUUUGUAUUCAUAGUAUUUUUGAUCAUUUGUACUUUUGGUGUAAUUAGAUAGCAUCUAAAGUAUAAUAUCAAAAAAAUCACACAGGAAAUAAUGACUCUACGAGCUCCAAGAGAAUUUCGCUUGCAACCUUUGACGAAGCCUCCAAAACCUGCACCUCCGGCCUUCAGAAAAUCUCAAAUUUAUACCGACCCCAGAGUUUUUCGCUUAAUCGAUGCACAUGCUAUUGAACAGGCGCGUGUUAAUUAUAGAACGUUCAAGGAUCUUAUAUGGAACCUCGUUUAUCUUAACAACUAUAAUGAAUUGGAAAAGGUCCGCGUAAUAUUUAGAUGGUUAACUACGAAGAAUAUGCACACCAUUUUCUUUGAUCGAGAAUUACCUGGUACCCCCGAACUGACAUUGGCUGGCUUUAAAGAAGAUAAAUUUACCUAUGCGAACGUAUUUCAGACAAUGUGUCAAUAUUCUGGCUUGUAUUGUGAAACGAUAGCUGGAUGGGCCAAGGGAAUUGAAUAUAGACCUGGCCAAACCAUAACGAAUGGACCACUGAAUCAUACCUGGAACACUGUUAUGAUAGACGGAGACUGGCAUUUAAUUGAUUCCCAUUGGGCCUCAAGAUACUUGCAAACAGAGAACAGAAGUUCUGAAAACCUUGUUUAUGAAUACGACGAUUUUUACUUUCUGACACCACCUGAGGAACUUAUUUAUUCUCAUUUGCCAGAUGAACCAUGCUGGCAGCUGAUAAAGCCACCCAUUACUAAAUAUCAAUUUGAAGAUUUUCCUUUAGUUAAGUCUCACUUUUUCUUAUCUGGACUUGGAUUCGUUAAUCAAAACAAAGGUACAUUGCCAACCUCCAAUGGAAUUAUGUCGUUGACGCUGUCGUACAACCGUCCGGCUAUGUUUACUUUCAAGUUAGUCUACGAUUACGAUAGAUCCGAGUACAUUGGACCAUAUUCGUUGAAACGUUACGUAAUCCAAGAGACGAGGGCCGACGGUCAAGUUUCAUUCUACUUCAGAUCGCCACGAGUGGGGUUUUACUACUUAACAGUGUUUGCUCACCUUCAAACGCCGGGAGAAAGGCUAGGAGUUGAAGCAAUCUUCAAGGCCUGUUGCGAAUAUCGAAUUGAAUGCGAUAGCUGUCCUCCGAAUGUUCAACCCUUCCCAGAAGGAGCGGACCCCAAUUGGGGACCUACAACGACAAUCAUGUACGACUACGGUUUGAGACCUUCUCACCAGGAAGCGAUCUUAUCAGCUCCUAACGGUCUCUGCGAAAUCUAUUUUGAGAAAGAAAGACAUGUUAUUAUAGAUGCUGAGCUCACUGGUGCUGAGCAUCGGGAGAUUCUUGCCCAAUGCGUUGACGUUUCACAGGGUUCUACAAUUGAUACUGUAAGCAUUCGUCUCCCCACCAAAGGAGAAUAUUGUCUUCAAAUAUAUGCAAAUGAUCCUGAAAGAGAUGCUGAAACUUGCAUGUUAGUUUGCCAGUACCUUGUUUCAUUCACUGAAGGAGAAGUAGCAGCAAAUAAAUAUAGAAACAUUUACAACACAAUGGAAUUAAAUAGACAACAGGCCGCUCCCAGUUUGUUACAACCAACUGAUCGUCCUAUAGUGCAACAGCGUAAAUUACCGGCUUUAAGCGAUAGCUAUAGAUGCGAUGUAGAGGAGCCCGCUCAUAGGAUGCCGGGAGCAGAGUAUUUCGCGCAAGGUGAGGCCCUACGGGCGAGAAUGGCCCAACAACAAAUGAACAGACGAGAUUAUGAUCAGCAGCAGCAAGCUCAACAUCAACAACCCCAACACCAGCAGCCUCAACAUCUACAAAGUCAGAAUCAGCAACAUGGACAACAAUGGGCUCAAGCUAACACUGAAAGAAGAGGUAAACCAGUUGAAAUAAUAAGGGAUCGUGGAGCAGGAGGUAAUUACGCAAAUCGUCCACCCACCCUACCGAGGAAUAGACCUGAUCAGCAACAACAACAAAAUCAGCAACAACAACAGCAUCAGCAACAACAAAAUCAAGAUUACAGACCCCAGGGUACUCCGAUAGAAAUUAUAAGGGAGGCACCGGCGAAACCAGUUGAAAUUAUUCGUCCAAAGAGGGCUGACCGUUCUCCGCGAAACGCCUCCCCAACGCCGAUUUCUCAGCAAACUUAUACAUCAGAAGCACAUCCUCAAAUAGGAGCAAGAAGAUAUCCGGAAACCGGAUUUGUACCAGAGCAAGAAUACGUUCCCCACCCAUCUAAUAUGUAUAGACAGGAAAUCAGUCCAACGGCACCGCAAUCUUUCGAACCCCAAGUUCUGGAAUCACAAGAAACACUAAGAACGGCUACACCCGCAAAAGCUACGAAACCUUUCAGAGACACAAGGAUUUUUGAACAUGUUGAUACUCACGCUGUUGAGGUUUCACAGCAAAAACACAGCUCAUUCAAAGAUCUUGUGUGGCAUUUGAUCUAUGCCAGAGGUAUAGAACACGAAUUGGAGAAAGCUAGAGCCAUAUUUUUGUGGCUGUGUUCAAAGGAUUUAGACAGAUUAACUUUCGAUAAUGUCAAACCAGAAACACCAGAAGAAAUUCUAAUGGACUUGAAAACCAGCAAAGCUACUUAUGCCCAUGUAUUCAAAACGUUAUGCAGUUACGCCGGCUUACACUGCCAAAUUAUUUCGGGAUAUGCAAAGGGUGCAGAAUAUACACCAGGCAUGGUCUUCACUGGAACAACAGGGCAACAUUCGUGGAAUGCUGUUAUGAUUGAAGGAACCUGGCGUUUAGUCGAUUGUCAUUGGGCUGCUAGACGUUUAGUUGGUAAAAAAGUAACAAUCGAAAAUGUUCGUUAUGAGUUAGAUGAAUACUAUUUCAUGCCUGCUCCUUCCCAAUUGAUAUUUACGCAUUUCCCAGAAACUCCAAAUUGGCAAUUGCUUGAAAAACCUAUACUUAAAACAGAUUUUGAGAAUUUAGUGCCUGUAAAAUCAACUUUCUUCAAAUACCAACUUAGUACCAGAUCCCAUAAGGAGGCUGUUAUCGAUGUUAGAGAUUCUGUUACUAUACACAUUGGUGUUCAGCCGGAUAUGAUUGACAGAUUAAGCUUUACAAUGACCCUCACAAUGAAAGAUGGUGUCGAUAAAUGGAAUAAUAUUGAGCUUAAACGAUUUUGCAUGCACGAAGUUGCGGGAGAUGUUGCUUAUUUUACUAUUAGACCGCCCGCACCCGGUUCAUACAGCUUAAUUCUAUAUGCAAAAGAGCAAGGUAACGAUCCUGGUGGAAAAAAUGUCUAUGGAGGAAUCUGCGAUUACGAGAUGAAUGUUCUAACCGCUAAACCACAACCUUUCCCUCACCGAGUAUCAUCAACUUACGGUGCUAGUGAGAACGUCAGCAAAUAUAACAUAAAAUCAACAUUAGAAAGUUCAGUUACUUGGACUCAAGAGGAUGGAAUUGCUGAAAUUCCCUUACUUAUCUCAAGACCGAUACGGUUUAACGCUAAACUUAAAUCAGUCGACUCUGACGAUGAUAAAUCUUUAGCGAAUUACAUUCUUCAUAGAGUAGUUAAAGAUACGGCAAUUUUUUGUAUCGCCCCACCAACCUCUGGUGAAUAUGCUUUAGAAAUUUACGCCAAUGAUCAGAAGAUUGAUGGCAAUGCUUUGCUAUUUAUCUAUCAAUUUUUGAUAAUUUGUGAAAAGCCCUCACCAUAUCCAAGGGAAUUACCCAGCAUGCCCCCUGGAUACCUUGGACCCCAAUCGACCUUCAAUAGACUGGGAAUUGACUUAAAAUCACACCCAGAUCCUUAUUUAAUAACAAAUUCCGAUUAUGUGGCAAUUGAGUUUACACUCGACCAACCACUUCGCUUUACUUCUCAACUACUUUUCAUGUCUAAUGGUCGUCAAGAGGAUAUUACUGAUUACAUCCUUCAUCAGGGUACUCCGCAAAGUAUCACCUUACUUGUACGAUUUCCCAGAGGUUAUGGAUUCUAUAAACUCCAAUUAUACGCACUUCCUUACUCAGAUGCUAGUGACAACCUUCCAGGAAUAUUCAACUACUUGAUAGAGUGUAGAGCAGUAAAUACUAAACCCGUUCUCCCAUUCCCGAAACAGUUUGGCCAAUGGAAAGAAGGCUGCAUACUCUACGAACCGUUGGACGGUGUGCUUCUUAGUAAUGCAAGAUGCAACUUCUCCAUAAGAACUCCCCCAGGCGCAAACAGCGUAGCAGUAGUAGUAAACGAUGACUGGAAGAAAUUAGAACAAGACGAAGAUGGAGUCUGGAAUACCCAAAUUAUUGCUCAAGGAAGAAAGAUACCACUCUGCGCUAAUUAUUCGGAAGGAGCAUCACAAUAUUCUACUCUUCUUGAAUUUGACGUUAAUUAA
Molecule: messenger RNA, 5033 nt
Organism: Dimorphilus gyrociliatus
Lineage: Eukaryota; Metazoa; Annelida; Polychaeta; Dinophilidae
Source: the annotation of a GenBank genome assembly